Molecule: messenger RNA, 453 nt
Organism: Aphanomyces astaci
Lineage: Eukaryota; Oomycota; Saprolegniomycetes; Saprolegniales; Verrucalvaceae
Exons: 1
Coding region: 67-399 (110 amino acids)
Source: RefSeq, a predicted model, not a curated record
UCACAGUCCCGCCCGCAGAAGGAAGAAUCACGUUGGACUCGAGCGAGCGAGCGAGCGAGCGGCGAUAUGAGCGUACAUCGCGCAGACGAGUUCAGCGCCGAAGAUGCCAACCGAUUGCACAUAUACAUCAGCACCUUCACGGUGGCUGGACUGGCCAUGGGUAUCCUGCUUGUCGUGGGAGCUAUGCGACUGCGAAAGCGCAACAUCCGUGCGAGGCACAUGAGGCUAUCGUCAGUAUCGUCGAACAACGAGGGCCCGGACCAAGCCACGCCUGUCGCCGCGCCUUCCAUGGAAGCAGACGACGAUCAUACGGAAGUAGCUGAAAACAACCCUGGCGCCUUGGCGAUUUGCGUCAGGACGGCGAGCGGCUCUAUCGACGAUGGGUCGGCGCUUUUGUAGACAUAUCCAGUUGCAAGUAAUGUACAGGUAUUAUAUGUUUGGUGUGUACCGCGA